Molecule: messenger RNA, 307 nt
Organism: Symbiodinium pilosum
Lineage: Eukaryota; Dinophyceae; Suessiales; Symbiodiniaceae
Source: the annotation of a GenBank genome assembly
GCUCAAGCACUACGUCACGGAGCCGGAGGAAACGCCUGCCUUCGACAAGCUUAUGAACAGCGUGCUGCUUUUGAACCUGGUGCUGGUUCUGGUUGAGUCAGCCUACAAUCUCAACAACUGGGGUGACCCACCGGUUUGGACUGGAUAUGUUGAGCUGGUCUUCUCGUUCGUGUACUUGGGCGAGGUCGCAGUGAAGGUGGCCGUGCGCACGUUCGACGUCUACUGGCGCUCUGCAGCCAACCGUUUCGACUUCUUCACGACCUUUCUGCUGCUGUUUACAAGUGUUCUGCCUUACCUUCCUCAUAGU